CAUAUGGUCGAAAUUCGGUCGCUCAAAAUUUUGUCUAUUUUGAAAACAAAAACCACAACUAUAAAAUAAGCGGUCUUAUGGAUAUUGUAGAGCUUUUCACGCUGCAUCUUGUGUUAUAAUUUGUUGAAAAAAGUUCUCUGAAAUUUUUCUAUUUAUAUCUAUAUGAAAAUUGUCGCGAACUUUUUUGCCAUGCCUUAUUAUCAAAAUUGCAACAACAAAUAUUGAAGUGACCAUUAAACAAUAAUUUUCUCAUAGACUUUUAGAACACAUGAGUAGUAAGAAUAUGACAUUUGACGCAAAUUUUGCACGACCAUAAAAGAGAUCAUUCCCAAUGAAAAAGUUCUGAACUUGGUCUACACAUUAAAGAACUCAUAACAGUUUAAUUAUAUCGACAGUGAUUUAAAAGAAAAAUUGUUCGUAUUUUGUCAGUAAUGUUAAUCACUAUUAAUAAGCAAAUAAAUUGUUUAUUAUGUAAAUCUAUAAUAAAUGUAUUUCAUUUGUUUCAAACUUAAAAGUAUAUUUCAUUGUAUAACAAAACAAUUUAAACUAAAUUAGGAUGUGUUUCACAUUUCAGCUCCAAAGGGGCUGCGUUAACAAGCUUUUAUUUUGUUGUUCUAUUAUUAUAAAUCAUAGGUUUGUACAAAAUCUUGUUUUUUAUGGUGUUUCACAAAAUACGGGUGCUUGGUUACGUAAUCCAUACAUAUCAUUUGCAGCAGGUGCUCUUGUAGAAAUCGUUGCUUAUUUUGUUGUCCAUCGUAUUCUUCUUCGAUGGGGUCGCAAAGUAACUUAUUGUUCAUUUGUAAUUGGAUUUGCAAUAUUUGCAUUUCUUGUUGUACCAAUUCAAAUGUUAAUGAUUAAAGGCAGUCAUGGUCAACAUAAUCUCAUGUUCGUAGUUAAUGUUAUUCUUAAAUUGUUUGCUUCCGGUUCUUAUGCUAUCAUAUAUAUCUAUGCUAAUGAAGUAUUUCCUACGUCUGCUCGAAAUACAGGCAUUGGCAUUUGUUCAAUGGUUGCUCGAAUAGGAGCUAUUAUUGGUACAUUAUCGAACGACAUUUUGACUCGCGUAUGGCUAUAUUUUCCUAUUGUUGUCUUUGGUUUGACUUCCGUAAUUGCAGUUGCAUUUGUUGCAAUUUGUCCAGAAACAUUCAAUAAACCAUUGCCUCAAACAAUCGAGGAUGUCGAACAAAUGGGUCUUGCUUGGUAG
This is a messenger RNA of Rotaria sp. Silwood2, 1201 nucleotides long. The record is from the annotation of a GenBank genome assembly. Lineage: Eukaryota; Metazoa; Rotifera; Eurotatoria; Philodinida; Philodinidae.